AUGGAACACGCACGGCCACCAAGCGCGUUAAGUAUGGCGGAAGGCGGUCCCGUGAGUCGGGCCGACGCCUGGAAGCGCUGGAAGCAGCAGUUUAUGAUAUUUUUAAAGGCUUCGGGUGUACAAACGGAACCGGCGAGUGUUCAAUCUGGCUUCGACGUAUAUGAAACGUUCACAUUCGAGAAGGAAGAAGACAAAGACGAUAUAUGCGUACUAUUAAAAAAAUUUGAUGCAUAUUUUGAUACGAAAGGAAACAUCACGCUUACGCGUUACAAGUUCUUUACUCGCGUACAAGAGGACGGCGAGUCGAUACAACAGUAUGUUACUGCUUUACGUUUAAUUAGUAAAUAUUGCAAUUUUGCAUGCCUUGAAGAAGAAUUGAUAAAGGACCGCAUAGUGUGUGGUGUCCGUAAUCAUGCGAUCAGGGAUCGCUUACUGAGAUGUGAGGAUUUAUCGCUCGACAAGGCAAUUAAAAUAUGCCAAGCAGAGGAAGUGUCUCGAGAGAGUGAUACCCAACUAAGAGCAAGUGUCAGCGGGCAAAGUGCAGUUCAAUGUGAUCGUGUGGCAGCGCGGCGCAGACUCGCGCGAGCGGCGCGGGCGCCUCUGUGCGUGCUGUGGUGA
Molecule: messenger RNA, 618 nt
Organism: Leptosia nina
Lineage: Eukaryota; Metazoa; Arthropoda; Insecta; Lepidoptera; Pieridae
Source: the annotation of a GenBank genome assembly